UGCUUUUCGUCUUCUCUUUUUCGUGGUUGCUGUUCGGCUUCGUUGCUUAUCAGUGAAGAGAUUUCACGAAUCACUUCUUGGGCUCCUUCGUUGCUGUUCGAUUUGGCUUCUUCGACGACGUUCCCUUCCUGUCGGAUCAGAAGUUACGAUAUUUUGAUCGGAAGCAAUGACGGGAGCUUCGUUCGCGUGUUGACGGGAGCUAAUUCGAAUGGAGCAAAGGAGAAGAACGAGAGCAAUUGCUACCUAGCAAACUCUAAGUUAAUGACGUGAAGGCGAUGGCGGAUGACAAUGCUUGUAGCCUGGUACAAGCAAGUGCAACAAAUGGAGAGCUAGAAGGAGAAGAGCAGGCCCUGCUUUUUCUUGACUCCUUGGACAGCUAUCUCAUGCUCUUGGACUCCCUCUCUUCCAGCCUUCGCCAGGGAUGGCUCGAACUUGCAAGUGCCCGCCACUCUAUGGGUCCAUCACGUCUUUCAAGCACACUGCUUGAUCUCAAAGUUCAAUCUGCUGCAACCACAGUGAUGUUGAAUGAACUAGUCGAAGAAUCUCAAUCAGUUCUACAACCACAAUUUACGCUAUCAAAAUGGGCAUGUUUGGAAGAGAGAAUUUUUUCUCCGGAGGUAGUCGAUGGAAGUUUGCUUAAGGAUUGUAACAGCACAUGGCUAAGGCAUCGGCGUCCAAAACAUGUACAUGAUGUUACCUUGGAAUCUACUGCAGUUGAUGAGAAUGUAAGAGCUCUCUCUCUCUCAAAAAAUUCUUCGACUACCUCUAAAUCAGUUGAUGAGAAUAAGAGGAGAUAUAAAUCAUUGUCAGUCUUUGGAGCUUUGGUUUCUCCUAAACUUCGAGCUGCCCAGGUUUCAUUUGAGACAGGUAGUGCAUAUGACUUGGUAGACCUUUGGUUUGCUGGCUCGAUUGGUCCCUGGCCGCUGGUGGUUCUCAGGUUGGCUGUUUUGGAGCAUUCGGUUUUGAGCUUGUUCCCUAAGUUGCUUGAGCUGAAGUUUAGUAGCUCAUUAAUAUCCAAAAGAUGGGGAUUCAAUAACUUGUGCACAUGUGAGCUUAGGGAUCCAAACAUACUGAGGUGGUAUAUAAGUGAAAAGAGGUAGGGGCAUUUCAGAUGA
Messenger RNA from Dendrobium catenatum, 1115 nucleotides. RefSeq names its product coiled-coil domain-containing protein 115. The coding region runs from base 276 to 1100 and encodes 274 amino acids. Gene Ontology annotation, cellular component: extrinsic component of endoplasmic reticulum membrane. The record is from RefSeq and is a predicted model, not a curated record. The transcript is spliced from 9 exons. Gene Ontology annotation, biological process: vacuolar proton-transporting V-type ATPase complex assembly. NCBI's taxonomy places the organism in Eukaryota, Viridiplantae, Streptophyta, Magnoliopsida, Asparagales, Orchidaceae.